This is a messenger RNA of Candida dubliniensis CD36, 996 nucleotides long. It is a transcript of the gene GRE3, whose product is annotated as trifunctional aldehyde reductase/xylose reductase/glucose 1-dehydrogenase (NADP(+)). The record is from RefSeq and is a predicted model, not a curated record. Gene Ontology annotation, cellular component: cytosol. Bases 1 to 996 code for a protein of 331 amino acids. NCBI's taxonomy places the organism in Eukaryota, Fungi, Ascomycota, Pichiomycetes, Serinales, Debaryomycetaceae. The transcript has a single exon. Gene Ontology annotation, molecular function: D-xylose reductase (NADPH) activity.
AUGUCUACUACUACACCUACCACACCUACCACACCUACUAUUAAAUUAAAUUCUGGUUAUGAAAUGCCAAUUGUUGGAUUUGGUUGUUGGAAAGUUACUAAUGCCACUGCUGCUGAUCAAAUUUAUAAUGCCAUUAAAACUGGGUAUAGAUUAUUUGAUGGAGCUGAAGAUUAUGGUAAUGAAAAAGAAGUUGGUGAAGGGAUAAAUCGUGCUAUUAAAGAAGGAUUAGUUAAACGUGAAGAAUUAUUUAUUGUAUCAAAAUUAUGGAAUAAUUAUCAUUCACCAGAAAAUGUUGAAAAAGCUUUAAAUAAAACAUUAAAUGAUUUAAAUUUAGAUUAUUUAGAUUUAUUUUUAAUUCAUUUCCCAAUUGCAUUUAAAUUUGUUCCAUUGGAAGAAAAAUAUCCUCCAGGAUUUUAUUGUGGUGGUGAUGGUGGUGAUAAUAAAUUCCAUUAUGAAAAUGUUCCAUUAUUAGAUACUUGGAAAGCAUUAGAAAAAUUGGUUAAUUUAGGGAAAAUUAAAUCAAUUGGGAUUUCUAAUUUUAAUGGUGGAUUAAUUUAUGAUUUAAUUAGAGGGGCCACUAUAAAACCAGCAGUUUUACAAAUUGAACAUCAUCCUUAUUUACAACAACCAAGAUUAAUUGAAUUUGUUCAAAAUCAAGGAAUUGCCAUUACUGCUUAUUCAUCAUUUGGUCCUCAAUCAUUUUUAGAAUUACAAUCUAAAAAAGCUUUAGAUACUCCAACUUUAUUUGAACAUGAAAUUAUUAAAUCAAUUGCUGAUAAACAUGGUAAAUCAUCAGCUCAAAUAUUAUUAAGAUGGGCUACUCAAAGAAAUAUUGCUGUUAUUCCUAAAUCAAAUAAUCCCGAUAGAUUAGCUCAAAAUUUGGCAGUAGUUGAUUUUGAUUUAACUGAUGAAGAUUUACAAGCUAUUUCUAAAUUAGAUAUUGGAUUAAGAUUUAAUGAUCCUUGGGAUUGGGAUAAAAUCCCCAUCUUUGUUUAA